AGCUGUUGCGCAUGCGCAAUAAGGUCUGUCUGCCCGACCUUCAGCAGGGACCAGCACCACCAUGUUCUGUCGAGCUACUCUCGCCGGCUCCUCUGCCUUGGUUCUGCAGCCACAAUGACCCGAAGUCGGUUCACCAGGUUGAAGAGCCUUCCCAAAAUGGGUGGGGAAAAGGAUGACCCUGAACCUCAGGCUUUAAGGGCAGUAUGGGUGAGGACGCCCCCUGGGCUGUGCAUGGAGCCCCGAAGGGUCAACCUGAGCGCAAAGGAAGUUCAAAGACCCGGGUUAUCCCACGACUUUGUACUCUGCACAUAGAUCCAAGUCAGAAAUUGGCAACUUUAAAAGACAUUACCAGGAGAUUGAAGUCAAUCAAAAACAUCCAGAAAAUUACCAAGUCCAUGAAAAUGGUGGCAGCUGCAAAGUAUGCCCGAGCUGAGAGAGAGCUGAAACCAGCUAGAGUUUAUGGAGUUGGAUCUUUGGCUCUUUAUGAAAGCUGAUAUUAAGGCUGCAGAAGACAUGAAGAAACACCUUAUUAUUGGUGUAUCCUCAGAUCGAGGCCUUUGUGGUGCUAUCCAUUCCUCUGUUGCUAAACUGAUUAAAAAUGAGGUUGCUACCCUCACAGCAGCUGGGAAGGAAGUUAUGAUUGUUGGAGUUGGUGACAAAAUAGAGGUAUACUUAAUAGGUAAGUGUUUUUUGGGAGACUU
This is a messenger RNA of Dromiciops gliroides (monito del monte), 701 nucleotides long. Its product is annotated as ATP synthase subunit gamma, mitochondrial-like. The transcript is spliced from 5 exons. The record is from RefSeq and is a predicted model, not a curated record. Bases 204 to 494 code for a protein of 96 amino acids. Gene Ontology annotation, biological process: proton motive force-driven ATP synthesis. NCBI's taxonomy places the organism in Eukaryota, Metazoa, Chordata, Mammalia, Microbiotheria, Microbiotheriidae. Gene Ontology annotation, molecular function: proton-transporting ATP synthase activity, rotational mechanism.